AUGUACAGGCAGGUCGCUACCGCUCUCUCCUUCGCCAGCCUCGUGCUCGGCCAGCAAGUCGGCACCCUGACGGCCGAGACUCACCCCUCGCUCCCCAUCGAGGUGUGCACGGCUCCCGGUUCCUGCACCAAGGAGGACACCACCGUGGUCCUUGACGCCAACUGGCGCUGGACUCACGUCACUGACGGCUACACCAACUGCUACACGGGCAACGCGUGGAACGAGACUGCGUGCCCCGAUGGCAAGACCUGCGCGGCCAACUGCGCCAUCGAUGGUGCCGAGUAUGAGAAGACCUACGGCAUCACGACGCCCGAGGAAGGCGCGCUCCGCCUCAACUUCGUCACCGAAUCCAACGUCGGCUCGCGCGUCUACCUGAUGGCCGGCGAGGACAAGUACCGCCUCUUCAACCUCCUCAACAAGGAGUUCACCAUGGACGUGGACGUCUCCAACCUCCCUUGCGGCCUGAACGGCGCCGUCUACUUCAGCGAGAUGGACGAAGACGGUGGCAUGUCCCGCUUCGAGGGCAACAAGGCCGGCGCCAAGUACGGCACCGGUUACUGCGACUCGCAGUGCCCCCGUGACAUCAAGUUCAUCAACGGCGAGGCCAACUCUGAAGGCUGGGGUGGCGAGGACGGCAACUCGGGCACCGGCAAGUACGGCACCUGCUGCGCCGAGAUGGACAUCUGGGAGGCCAACCUUGACGCCACCGCGUACACCCCCCACCCGUGCAAGGUCACCGAGCAGACCAGGUGCGAGGACGACACCGAGUGCGGCGCUGGUGACGCUCGCUACGAGGGCCUGUGCGACAGGGACGGCUGCGACUUCAACAGCUUCCGCCUCGGCAACAAGGAGUUCUACGGCCCGGAGAAGACGGUCGACACCAGCAAGCCCUUCACCCUCGUGACCCAGUUCGUCACCGCCGACGGCACCGACACGGGCGCCCUCCAGAGCAUCCGCCGCUUCUACGUCCAGGACGGCACCGUCAUCCCCAACUCGGAGACCGUCGUCGAGGGCGUCGACCCCACCAACGAAAUCACCGACGACUUCUGCGCCCAGCAGAAGACCGCCUUCGGUGACAACAACCACUUCAAGACCAUCGGUGGCCUGCCCGCCAUGGGCAAGUCGCUCGAGAAGAUGGUCCUCGUCCUCUCCAUCUGGGAUGACCACGCCGUCUACAUGAACUGGCUCGACAGCAACUACCCCACCGACGCCGACCCGACCAAGCCCGGUGUUGCCCGCGGCCGCUGCGACCCCGAGGCCGGUGUGCCCGAGACCGUCGAGGCCGCCCACCCGGACGCCUACGUCAUCUACUCCAACAUCAAGAUUGGUGCCCUCAACUCCACCUUCGCCGCCGCUUAA
Chaetomium globosum CBS 148.51 is the source of this 1359-nucleotide messenger RNA. RefSeq lists its product as uncharacterized. The transcript is spliced from 5 exons. Gene Ontology annotation, molecular function: hydrolase activity, hydrolyzing O-glycosyl compounds. The record is from RefSeq and is a predicted model, not a curated record. Lineage: Eukaryota; Fungi; Ascomycota; Sordariomycetes; Sordariales; Chaetomiaceae. Bases 1 to 1359 code for a protein of 452 amino acids. Gene Ontology annotation, biological process: carbohydrate metabolic process.